AUGAGGAGAAGCGGGUGGCCGGUGUUGCUGAUCCUCGCCUGCCUAUGCCUGUACCCUGCGGGUGGCUUCUCUUGGAGCAUUUUCUCGUCGUCCUCGUCCUCGUCCUCGGGGACCGCGAACAACAACCGCCCCCCGAUGAUGGAGCUCGACGGCGCGGUGGCCGAUUUCUCCAUGGACGGCACUACCAACCCGCGAGGGCUGAAGCUGCUGGAGAACGCGCGGAACAAGCUGGCCGGUCCCAAGAACUGCUGGCAGGAGGCGUACCGGAACCUCUUCGCCAGCUGCGGCGAGAUCAUGGCCGACAAGGAGCGGCAGGCGCGCCUGGCCUGGCACCUCAGCAGCUGCUACCAGGAGGACUCCGGCCGCCCGUCCUUCCCGUCCUGCGCCGGCGGCUCCGGGAUGGUGCACUGCCGCAAGCGGCUCAGCGACUCCGAGAGCAAGGUCUUCCUCGAGUUCUUCCUCGAGACCAACACCCUCUGCCACCAGCUGCAGGCCGAGGCCUUCAAGCACAGCACCGAGCGGCUGGUGAACGACCUCACCAGGUCCUCCAAGUCCGCCGAGGAGAAGCUGGAGGUGAUCGAGGACAGGUCCGAGCAGAUCAUCAACGAGUCCGUUAAACUGCAGGAAACGCUCACGUCGAUCGAGGCGCAGACGGACCGCCUCGCCGAGACGUCCAAGGACGUCGCGACGCAGAUCGACGACGUGCUGGCUCACUCCAAAGCGAUCUCCGAUCAGUCUAAGGACAUUGCCGCCUCUCAGGCGACGCUGAAAGAAGGGCAGGCCGAGAUGAGGGACAAGAUCGACGCAGGCAUGGAGCGCAUCCAGGAGUCAUACGCGAGCCUCGGGAACGGCAUGGAUAAGCUGAAAGACGAAGCCGUUGAUAUUCAGAAAGAGAUACGGAGUGUCGGGGAUUCCAUGUCGUCCAAGAUGCAGGAUCUGCAGGGCACAGCUGAUGAGAUUGGGAGUGUGACGGGAAGGUCGCUCGAGAAUCAGGCGCAGCUGUUGGAUGGACAGAAUAAGGCCAUGGAAGGACUGAAUAGUCUCUACAGCUUUCAGUCGCAAGCUCUGGAGGAGAGCAGGGAAACAAUGGAGAAACUUGCGCAGUUUGGGCAGCGUCAGCAGGAAGAGUUGCUGUCCAAGCAGGAACAGAUCCGGGAAGCACAUGAUCAUCUCAUCCAAAAUUCGCACUCCAUACUGGAAGCCCAGGAAGAGUUCAGAGCAAAGCAGGCCAACAUCUUCGCCGCGCUGGACAAGCUUUACAUCCUCCAUAACGCCAUUCUGGCCGAAUCUCGCUUCAUCAAGGCCUUCUUCUUCUACUGCUGCAUCGUGUUCCUCAUCUACAUGCUCACCAGCGCCAAGCAGACGUUCAGCAUCAGGGGCCAACUUUACUUCGGUCUGUGCAUCACGCUCUUGUUAGAGAUGGGUCUGAUCAAAAUCGGAGCAGGGGACUUCGACAACCAGUACUGGGUACUGUCCAAGGUGUUCAUGGUCAGAAUGGCGUUCCUCGCCGCUGCCACUAUUCAGAUACUGCAUUCCAUAUUCACAUUCAGGGAUUACGAGGUACUGAACCAUCGGCUGCUGCAAACACUGGUGGAGAAAGUCCGUACACUAGAGGAAAAUGCAGGCGACAGGAUGCUCCCGUACGGGUCAGAGAGCGACGAGAGCCUAGGGAACUACUCGUGGGUGUUCGACGAGCUGACGGACGAGGCCGACAGCAAAGGCGACCCGAAUUACACCUUGCCGGAGCCGGCUCGCCGGAGGUACACCAACGCCUUGCCGGAAGAAGUCGGCGAGAACUCCAUCACGACGUCGAUCAGCCGGAAGUACAACCUGCGGCCGAGGAGCAGGCAUUGAUGUCCGCUAUACUACAGUACAUCUUUUGUAUCUAGACCGUGUGAGUUUUGUAAUUCGGGUAUGUGAGUUUGGUUUUGCCCUCCAUUUUCGAGAAACCUCUUUGCUUUGCGCUCCGUUUGAGAAUAUCAGAUAUGUAUUUCAUUCACACAGAUAUUGACCAAGUUUAUACCAAACUGAACCUACA
This is a messenger RNA of Lolium rigidum, 2038 nucleotides long. RefSeq names its product protein GAMETE EXPRESSED 1-like. NCBI's taxonomy places the organism in Eukaryota, Viridiplantae, Streptophyta, Magnoliopsida, Poales, Poaceae. The transcript is spliced from 5 exons. The record is from RefSeq and is a predicted model, not a curated record. The coding region runs from base 1 to 1854 and encodes 617 amino acids.